Emiliania huxleyi CCMP1516 is the source of this 369-nucleotide messenger RNA. RefSeq lists its product as hypothetical. The transcript is spliced from 2 exons. The annotation marks the transcript as partial. The record is from RefSeq and is a predicted model, not a curated record. Lineage: Eukaryota; Haptophyta; Isochrysidales; Noelaerhabdaceae.
AUGCUUCUCCUGGUUUUGUCGUGCUCUCUAUCCCUCCUGCAACAGCCUCGCCCGCCGCUCGGGCUCGGCCUCCGCCCGGCGCUGCUCUGCGGCCGCCGAGUUGCGAUCGUGAUGGCUGCAGACGAGGCGGCGGCGCAGCGGGCGGAGCAGGCGGACAGGGCAGCAGCAGCGCUGGCACAGUUGCCACCUGGCCUGUACAACCGCGUGAGCUUUCAGAGCGGCGGCAUGAAGCAGGCCUACGCGGAGGAGGAAUGCCUCGCGUGCUACCCAACCGAGGCGGACGCGCUCGCGGCAGUCGACAAGAACUCGAUGACCGUCAAUCCGUCGAUGAACUCGCCCUCCAAGAUCACCGAGACGCACGCGCUUCUG